Cantharellus anzutake is the source of this 1458-nucleotide messenger RNA. RefSeq lists its product as uncharacterized. The transcript has 9 exons. The record is from RefSeq and is a predicted model, not a curated record. The annotation marks the transcript as partial. Gene Ontology annotation, biological process: transmembrane transport. Gene Ontology annotation, molecular function: transmembrane transporter activity. NCBI's taxonomy places the organism in Eukaryota, Fungi, Basidiomycota, Agaricomycetes, Cantharellales, Hydnaceae.
CCAGUAAUAGGAGGGUUUAUCGACCGUUACCUUGGCUGGCGAGCAGUCUUUUGGUUCUUGUCAAUUUUCACUGCAUGCUACAUUGCGAACAUUCGAGGAAAUGGGAGCAUUCCUUCAAGCGGGAUCAGCAUGACACUGUUGGAUAUGUGCAGGAAGAUUUGUCGGGGUGGCAAGGAGGAACCAUGGACUGAGUUGAUGUUAGCUGCCGAACAUGAACGGAAGAUGUUCCUGCGCACGCUUCACUAUUUUUUCGAGAAAGACGUAUCAAUCCUUCUCUUUUUCAAUGGAGUGAACUUCAUGAAUAUGUACAUAGUCACGGCCACCACCGCGACCAUAAUGCAGGAUACAUAUGGGCUGGUCCGAGUGAUGCAGGUCUUUGCUACUGGAAGACUGAUCGAUCGCGAUUUCCACUCUACUCUCGCAAGCUACAUGCGGGAUCGUCGUUACGAUCGCGAAGAGCAUCUUCCAAAUUCACUGAGAGAUAUAAAGAAUGGUAAGAAAUCGUUGUCAGAAGAAGAGAUGCUCCGGUUCCCUCUUGAACAUGCAAGGCUCAAGUCGUCUCCGAUUUACGACCUUGUUCUUUGGUCCUGCAUCGUAGCCUAUGGAUGGUCUGUACAUUUUAAAGUCCAUCUUGCUGUCCCUCUCAUCUUUCAGUUCUUCCAGGGCCUUGGUCAGGUCGCAUCGAGCCAGUCUAUUACUGUGCUGUUAAUGGAUCUCUAUCCUGGAGAGGAGCAUCCAUUGCCGCCAAUAUCUAACCUGGUAAGUGGGGAAUUCACCACGGCCGCAGAUUACUCCGACUUUACCGGAUGGGUGAUUACAGACUCGCUCCCUGAUCGGGGCUAUUGCUAUCGCGAUCAUCGAUCCGCUUCGCCGCGCGUGGGAAUGGGCCCAGCGAUGAUGGUCAUUGUUAGCGUUCCCUUGUGCCUCCUUCCUCUCAUGUUUCUUGAACGGAGGCGUGGAAUGAGAUGGCGUCAAAAACGCGCGGCAAGAGGUGCAACUGCCAACUGCUCCGACCCGGCUCAGAAUAAUAUCCCUGAUAUCAGUGGCCGGACUACCCCGAUACAGGGGUAGAUGGCCCUAUACAGCUUCAUCUCUUCCUAGAACUCUAGUUGGGAUUACUUGCAAACUUCUUCGUAAUCAUCUCACCGUCAUUGUCUAUAACUCUUCGUCUGCAGCGGGUUUACAAAAACCGCGUUCUAUGGCCGUCCUCGUGCAGGACAACAACCAACAGACCUGCCCCUUGUGUUCGUAUUUAUGAAUUGUGAAGCAGAAAACAAAAUGUUGUACAGGAUCACCAUCUUGAAAGGAAAUGAAAAGUGAGCCGAGGCGAGGGCUGCGCCAAUAUCGACCUGCCCGGUGACCUGCAGCAACAGAAAACCUCCCAAACUCCAUCACACAUCAACCAGCUCCCACUGCCGAGUCAACAAAAAUGGGUAUACAUGUGGGAGCACUUGUUGG